This is a messenger RNA of Seminavis robusta, 1702 nucleotides long. The record is from the annotation of a GenBank genome assembly. NCBI's taxonomy places the organism in Eukaryota, Bacillariophyta, Bacillariophyceae, Naviculales, Naviculaceae.
CUCACACAAAAAAUUGAGUGUUGUUCCCAAGAAAGACAGUUUGAUCAUGGUACUGAUGACAAAGGAUGUAUUUGCUUCAUUAAGGCGAGCUGUUUGCGCUGUGGUGGGUGUCGUUGUGUUACAAAAUGUCCUGGUGUACAUGGCUAUGCUCUCCUUCUUCUGUGAGGACAGAGUAAAGGCUGAAGUAAGCCCUUCGCUCCAAUCCUCGUCGCCUUUGCUGUGGUGGGAUGAACUCCGAGGAACGCUGGCCACGAUUGGGGCUUGGGCAGCCGAUGGUAUCGCCUACUUGAGUGGGUGUCUUACAUCCGAGGCCACAAAUCCUCUUAUCGAGAUGUUCAGGUAUGAAUACCCCACUCCCUUUGCUCAGGUGUGGGUACCUGUAACCAAUAAUGGCCUAGAACUUUCAUGUCAAGUUGCGAAGCGUCAUCAGGAGGGAGGAGCAAACAAAGAGAAAAAUAUGACUGUCGUUAUUGUGCCGGGAAUGUUCAACAGCUCCUCCUUCUCUCUGAUUGUUUCCUUGGCGUCCUUGGUAUACUACCAGUGGAGAGCCAAUGUGAUUGUUGUCGACCUCAGAGGGCACGGGGAAACGGGCCGUCGCUUUCCCAACGUACCCUUUUCUCUAACAGUUUUGGAAGGACUGGAUCUGUUGAAAGUUGCAGACUUCGCCAAGAGUACCUUCGGAGAUGAAGCAGGGUCCAUUUGCCUCUUGGGUGUUUCUCUUGGGGGAACUUCGGUUCUUUCUUCUGCAGUGCAAGGAAAGGACUGUUCUGCAUUGAUUGCCGCUUGUGCAACUGUUUCUGCGCCCAUGGACUUGGACAGCUUGCUUGUGAGAAUGUCCCAAGGGUCUUUGAAUAUCUGGUUUAUGUUCUACAGUUGGGUUCUGAUUUGCUAUUGCCACUGUCGAAAUAUUGGCUGGCAUUCACGGAACUUCCAUUCCUUUGUGAAUCAAGUCGUCAAACCCUAUUAUGCCAAGGAGUUUGAGCAAGUCUUAAAAACAUCGGAUGAUCCAAGCAAGCUCAGCCCAAUGUGGCGUCUCAAGGACUUGCAGGUGCCUCUUCUGGCGGUACACUCUCGGGAUGAUCCUGUUGCAACGCUGGAAGAACCACAACAUUUACAGAGACAAGCUAAGCUUCACAACAAGGACCACUUGGUCCAUAUUAAGCUCUGUGAAACCGGGGGACAUGCAGGGAACCUUCCGUCCAUCAGCGGAGAUAUUCAUCGCUUCUUCACUGCAUGUUCCCAUUUGCCAAGGAACUGUUGCUGAGUAUCAGUUGUUCACAAAGCAUGGCGCCACACUCAGCCCCGCAACAUGCGUUUUUUACUUUGCCCCCUAAUGGUAUCAGCACUGUUGACUCCUCCCUCUGUUAUCCCACUUGAGGAACUUCCUAUGGCUAGUUUUACCUCGGCAGUCUAACUGCCUGAGUUCUCAACCCCUUUAUUGGUGUUUCCUCCUGGGGUGAAGCCAACAAAUAUAAGGAUAGAGAUAGGCAUAAGCCAACAAAACUGAAAAUUGAAGGUUCAACAAAAGUUAGGGGUAGGAAUAUAUUAUUGUAAAUUAAUAAGAUUAGGGCACUUGGCGCUUGGCACAAAAGCACAAUAACCCAGCAGGAACUGUAAAGGUUAGAGAUACAAUAGGAGAAUGACAGCUGUAAAUUAUGGAUUAGCAGGUGUUGCCGACUGGGCUAGCUUAAGAAAAAGAGGG